GCUGGAGCUGUGGGUUGUGGGCCAUGGUUGGUUGGAUUGAGCCGGGCCGGGCUGGGGCGCCGAGCUGGAGGGGGUGGCAGUGAGCGGCGGCGGAGGCUGCGGGGUUCUAAUUGGCUGAUUGGGGAGUCGGCCGGCGGCAGCUUCGGAUCCUGCGGUCGGAUGCUGUCAGACGUAGCUUGUUAGUCUGGAAGGGAAGUCUGCGCAUAAAAAAAAUGCUGCUCUUGCUGAUGAUUGACAUCUGCUGCCUGAGACUGUAAACACCCUGAGGACAGCCUUUGUCCGAAUGAGAUCUGUCGACCUUCUUCUCUUCUAGUGGCUGUGGAAUCUCACCUCGGAAGUGAUGGGAAUGGCCACUUACUUUAUCCUGGUACAGAGAGGAGGUCCCUACUGAACUGUCUUCCCUUUGCUGGCCUUGUCUGCUGGAUUUCUUUUGGCCGAGCCAUGCGGGGCCAGCGGAGCCUGCUGCUGGGCCCUGCCCGCCUCUGCCUGCGCCUGCUUCUGCUCCUGGGCUACAGGCGCCGCUGCCCACCUCUGCUCCGGGGCCUGGUACAGCGCUGGCGCUACGGCAAGGUGUGCCUGCGCUCCCUGCUCUACAACUCCUUUGGGGGCAGUGACACAGCUGUGGAUGCUGCCUUUGAGCCUAUCUACUGGCUGGUGGACAACGUGAUCCGCUGGUGUGGGGUGGUGUUCGUGGUGCUGGUGAUCGUGCUGACCAGCUCCAUCGUGGCCAUCGCCUACCUGUGUGUCCUGCCGCUCAUCCUCCAAACCUACUCAGUGCCACGACUCUGCUGGCAUUUCUUCUACAGUCACUGGAAUCUGAUCCUCAUCGUCUUCCAUUACUACCAGGCUAUCACCACUCCACCUGGAUACCCACCCCAGGGCAGGAAUGAUAUCACAACGGUCUCCAUCUGUAAGAAGUGCAUUAACCCCAAGCCAGCCCGAACACACCACUGCAGCAUCUGCAAUAGGUGUGUGCUGAAGAUGGAUCAUCACUGCCCCUGGCUGAACAACUGUGUGGGCCACUACAACCAUCGGUACUUCUUCUCUUUCUGCUUUUUCAUGACUCUGGGCUGCGUCUACUGCAGCUAUGGAAGUUGGGACCUUUUCCGGGAGGCUUAUGCUGCCAUCGAGAAAAUGAAACAGCUCGACAAGAACAAACUACAGGCGGUUGCCAACCAGACUUAUCACCAGACCCCACCACCCACCUUCUCCUUCCGAGAAAGAGUGACUCACAAGAGUCUUGUCUACCUCUGGUUCCUGUGCAGUUCUGUGGCACUUGCCCUCGGUGCCCUGACUGUAUGGCAUGCUGUUCUCAUCAGCCGAGGCGAGACCAGUAUUGAAAGGCACAUCAAUAAGAAGGAGCGACGUCGGCUGCAGGCCAAGGGCAGAGUUUUUAGGAAUCAUUACAACUAUGGCUGCUUGGACAACUGGAAGGUAUUCCUGGGUGUGGACACAGGAAGGCACUGGCUGACUCGAGUGCUGUUACCUUCCAGUCACCUGCCCCAUGGGAACGGAAUGAGCUGGGACCCCCCUCCCUGGGUGACUGCUCACUCAGCCUCUGUGAUGGCAGUGUGAGCUGGAGUGUGUCAGCCACAACUUGAGCACCACCCUGCUUCCUGCGUUGCCUCAAGGGCCUCCAAGGAUAGCUUCUUGGAAUCCUUGAGCAAAAAGAGCCAGUGGGCCUGCCUUAGGGUACCAUGCAGAGACAGCUCAAGGACCAGUCUCCUGGCCGUUGCAGAAGCAAGGCAUGAUAUGGAAAAAUCCUAGGACUGAUGUCCCUUUACUCAGGCAAACGAAGUUCCAGCCCUAGACUGGAGAUCAGGCAGCUAGCAACCUUGCCGGGUACUGACCCCCACCUCCUCCAGCUUACAGCACUGGGGUUGGCCAUCACCUCUCCCACUUGUCGUCUGAGACAACACCUGAAUGGUAGAGCUGAGACCCUGGCUUCUCAACAGGGCAAAGAUACCAGGCCUACUGCUGAGGUCACUGCCACUUCUCAUGUGCUGCUGAAGGGAGCAAAAAUAAAGGUAUUUGAUUUUUUAAAGA
This is a messenger RNA of Hippopotamus amphibius kiboko, 2046 nucleotides long. RefSeq names its product zinc finger DHHC-type palmitoyltransferase 16 (gene ZDHHC16). Gene Ontology annotation, molecular function: palmitoyltransferase activity. The coding region runs from base 442 to 1575 and encodes 377 amino acids. Gene Ontology annotation, cellular component: Golgi apparatus. Lineage: Eukaryota; Metazoa; Chordata; Mammalia; Artiodactyla; Hippopotamidae. The transcript has 13 exons. Gene Ontology annotation, biological process: protein palmitoylation. The record is from RefSeq and is a predicted model, not a curated record.